CAAUGAUGGCGGCGUCUACAAGACGGAGCGGACGGCACAGAUCUCCGUCCUCAUCCCCUAAACACACCCAACCUACAGGCCCGGCUGAGAUGGAGGCCCUAGACUCGCUGACAGACGCAUAUAACGACCAAUCUCUACCUGUUCCCAUACAAGUCUUCCUUUGGCACCAGAUAAGUCCUUUCAUCCGUCCUAAAUUGGGAAAACUUCACGAAGCUUCUUGUCAGUUUUGCCAACAUGCUCCUGGACAUCACGAGCUGAAAGAAGCGUGCAAGUCCUUCGAAAAAGUUCUUGUUCAGAACAUCCAGUUCGGAUUACCACCGAAUCUCGCAGAUGCCAUCAAGUCGGUUCCAAGAUGGCGGCUGGUACAGGCGGCUUUUCCCCAUGUGAUGCACUGCGCAGCGUCACUCUUGCAUAACAGGAAAGACACAAACCUUCAAAACCUUGGGGCUGCCGAGACUAAACUCCUCUAUAUCCUGCAUUGGAUCAUACUUGACGCGGCUGAGGAGUGUGCUGACGCGGAUUAUGAGAAAGGAAUCUAUCACACAUCGCCUUUUUAUUAUCUCUUCUCAAUACCAGCGAUCACACUAUUUGUAUACCUGUUUGCGCCUCUUUGUCACCAAAUCAAAGAGUCAGACUUGCAAACAUUUCGCCUGGAGAAUGGAACUAAGAUAUGGCAAGCCAUGUGGGAACAUCGCCAUCCGAAUUCUCCUUGCUUCACUGCUCACGCCAAGCCAAAACCUCGCGAUCUUUGGGCUAAGAUGACAAAAGGUCCUCGUCCCCAUUUUGGAGAUGUUUUUCUUGGAAGAAGUGGAGGGGUGGAAAUGGUUGCGAGCUGUGAAAGUCCUACACAAGGAUCCACGUCCGUCACUGACUUCGGCUCAGCCGGGUCAACCGUCAACAGACAAGUGGAUGAGGAGAACAUCUGGGUAUCAUCUCCAAAAGACAUAGCUUUCCCUGAAACUAUCCCUGAGGAAAGUUCAAGUGCCGAGGAAGACCACAUGUUUCAGGUUAUUGUGCAGUUCACUCACUCCUCGGGAAACAAUGCGCACACGUCUACCAGUAUCAAGCAGGUUCAGGUGCCUGUGCCUCGUAUUACCAAGGUGCCUACAGUGACGUACGAGAGGGUGGCUGCCACUCCUACGAUUCCACGCCAGAAGCCUCAAGCUCAACCUACAGGGACCCCGUCAGCAAGGGGAAGGGGAGGUCCCCCAGUCAAUGACAUCGCUGCAGCUACAUUUCUUGACGUAGCCGUGCUGCGAUGUCUCUUCAUAUCUCAGUGGCCCGAGGAAGGGGUGUUCUGGGCUUUGCAGUAUCUUUAUCAUAGAUUGCAGGAGCUCAGCGAGGGGUCCAUCAGCCAGCAGCAGUCUCGCCGUCGCAGCAACUCUUUGCCGAUACCCAAGAUCGAGGUCUCUCUCUACCAGAGUCCUGAGACCAAGAAGAAGGAGAAUAAGGACUUCAUUGAAGUUCCUGAACCAAAAGACAUAAACGUCCUUGCAGAAGCCCCAUUCACGGUACACAAAGUAAACGAAGACAAGACCUCACAUACAAGGCGCUCUAGUGAGAAGGGGAAGAAGAAAAUGAAAAUGGCUGACUUGAGGGCUUUCGUGGAAACCAAACUGCUGUCAAAAUCAGACAAAGCUCUGGAGAGGAUCGGCCAGAUGGAAACAAAAUCUCUAGACGAUCAGGAGUACCACCGUAGCCUAGACACGGGAGACGAACACCUCGCUCGUGUUGGUUCACCUGUCAACAAACUCCUCGACCCAAAGCCUCGACCUGUCACAAACCUAGUGAAGGGGAAAAGCAUGCCAAGUUUGAGCUGUUUGCUUGAUGAAAUGACGUAUGGGGGCGGAUAUAUCGGAGAGAGUCGUAGAGAUCGAGAGCAGAUGGAUCCGUCUCCCAAUCCGAUCAUAACAGUGACGGAGCACACGCCUACACCGUCUCCAGACUACUUCCGCAGAAAGGGUUCCAUCGACAGCCAGCUAGAUGCGGCCAGCUUGAAGGUAGAUCAAGAACGCAAGCCGAGUCUCACUCGCUCACAGACAGACAGCAACAUAACCUAUACAGCUGAAGAAACACCCGAAGCCUCUGGUUGUACUUAUUACAUCACCAAAGAGGGGAACAUAGACCUUCAUGUCGUCCUCAAGGCCGUCCAUUCAGUGGUGCUGAGAGACAACGUGUGCUGCACGCUGCGUGUGUGUGAAGUUGUGUUCAACCUGCUAGAGCUGCUGAUAGACAUGGGAGUGCUGAAGACUCAUCAGCCCGCAGACAACGGCAGUGAUCACGACAACCCUCCUCCUGAACCUGAACCUCCCAAGGUCACUAGCAAGGUCGAGACUCCUCACGGGUUCGUCAUGAACUGUGUCAUCAGGGUGCUUCGUCAUCUGGGUUGUCCCCACGGGUGUACAGAAGGCCAGCGUGGACCUCCCAUAGACUUCUUACGUUCUCAAGGUCAGAACAUCCUUGGUAAGCUGCACCGCGCCGGCGCCAAACAGUUUGGCCGCUACCUUCGUCACAUGGUCAACACGGACUCCAUACCUGAGAUUCUGGAUUUCUUUCACUCUUAUGUCGGCUUCUGUGUGGACCCUAGCUCUUUGCUUUCCCCUCUGAACCAAAAACGCAGCUGCAGCAAAUCACCUGAUGUCGGUACGCAAGGAGGUUACGCCACAAACUUUGGCGCAGGUCUUGGUGGGGGUGGGCGCGGCGUAGAAGGACAGAUUAUGGUUAACAUCUUCAAGGCCCUAGUGACACGAUUGGUCAAGUCUAACAAAGAUUUGAAGCUUCCAGAAAACAUGACUCUGUAUUGUGAUGUGAGACAACUGAUGACCUACGUAAAGGAAGCGCACGGAGGAGUGUUUAGAAGAGUAGCAUUGAGUGGUCUCAUAGACGUUGCUAUCAAACCUCAUCGCAAGGAGCCCAAGGCACAGACCACCAGAGUUAUCAGGCAUAUUCCACACUCAGAACAAGACGACCAACUAAACGGUGGUUCUUGUUACGUAAUGGACGAUCGAGACGCAAGAAAAAUAUUGUUUAAGAAGAGGAGCACUUCAUCCACAUGUGCUAGCCUUUUGGAGUCUGAGCUGUGUGAUGAGACGGGCAAGAUGGUUCAGAGUCCGUUGAGUAAUCUGCGCAAGAAGCAUCCCUACCAUGUCCUGACACCUCGGCAGAGUGAGCGCAACUUGGGAGUGUCGGACAGUCCUCACAUGUUGCCGUUAAAGGCCAACCAGACUUCACGCUUCCAGAUCGGCGGCCUUGUGAACUGGUUCCGCCGAGAGCAUGGUAGGUCAGACUCGCUUGACAGUCAUGACGGGAGUGACUCCCCGGUGGAGGGAGGAGCUUUGGUACAUCAAGCAGCAGCUCUCCAUCACUCUUAUAGCAAGACUUCACAGAAAAGCAGUGGAAGUGUGGGUAACACCAUACUACGUGCAAGGCGUAGAGUCGAGGAUCAGAUCAACAAGUUUGGUUUUGGAAAAGGGAAGAAGAAAGACGGAAGUGUGGAAGAGACACAAGGCAGUUACCUGAGCAGACGUAACUCGGUGGAAACCGGAGAACACAUCGGGGACUCGGAGUUUGUUGUGUUGAAGGAGCGCAAACUCGUACCCACUCUGCCAGUGUUCAACGGCAUGCUGCGUCUGUCCUUCCUACUAGAGACCUGUCCUCCGGGCACCAUCCCGGACCCCUACCUGCUGACGGCACUCAUGGAUCUGCCUGGAGCUCCAGUGGUGGCCAAGGCUUGUUUCCUACUCGAAUGCUGCUACUUUGUCCACUCGUGUAACAAAGGCCAGUGGCCUGCGUGGAUGAAGCUCAACUUUCCCAUGUUCCGGCCGUCCGGUCCACUGCCCAACCGUGGCGCGCCUACUGGACAGAAACGGUCUCACAUUCUGCAAAGGGCUGCGGGCAAAAUGUUCUACCAGUGGGGAGAGGCGCUCGGCAGCCGGCUGGAGGAGAUGAUGGCUGAAGACAAGCAACACAUCUCAGCCGUCAUCAAUCUGAUGGUGGACGAGAACAAGCAGAAGCAACUGCUCAUAGAAGACGAGGAGGAAAACUUCCUUGAUGAGUCAUGCCUGUUUGCAUACGGUGCCGAGUGUCCUAUUGCUCUGCGUCUUGUGGCGUGCACGCUGCUGAUGGAAAUCACCGCAUUCUUGCGUGAGACGUACCAGAGUCUACCCAAGUCUUGCCGCAGCUCCGCACGGGAUCGGCCACCGCCUUGGGAGCGAAUGUACACUGCGUCAACAGCCAACCGUCGGUGGAGCAUGGCACUGUCCAGCAUGGGCCAUUCACAGACCUCUGCGCAGAGUCUGCAGUCCAUCGCAGGCGAUAAGGACGCAGACGCACUGAGCCUUCGUUCCCUGAAUGCCCCAACGAGCCCCCAGCUGCUGCAACUUCCGGGGGACAAAAGAGUCCGAGCUAAGUCUUCCCCCCGGUCAUCCGUCACUGGCAUCACGGGUUUAGCUUCUGAGAGAAAAAUCAGCUUUGUACUUCACGAACCGGACAAUGAGUCGGAAGGAAGCAGCAACACGACGGUUACACUUCAGGGAGAGGAGAAAGAACAGAUGGAUGAUAAAAAAGGUCGUAGGACAGGGCCUCAAGGUCGACCUUUCCUGUUGCGGCGAGGCACUGGCUCUAACACAGCUACGGCUCCCCCCACCACUUCUACUUCUGGCUCCUUCAAACGUCGGUCGCUCAAACUGCGACGGGGAACCAAGGAAGGCGCCAAGGAUAUACUAGAUUGUGACUUUAAAAGAGCAGAUUCGAUUCAGUCAAAACGUAAAGUGAGUUCGUUGUCAGAUCGUAGCGACACUUCGGAGCCGGGAGUGUGCGGAGAAGUGAGUGGAGAAGAGUCUCCGGGGAUACUGAGUGACGACCAGCCUCCGGAGAGUCCCAGCGAUAGUAAUGAGGCAGACGACACAAGUUCUCAUCUACCUUGGCUCAAGGUGAUGAUUCAGAUGGCAAACUCGUUUAAUUAUUAUUGUUCUCACCAAUCUUUCUGCCAUCCGUUUUGCUACAAGCGUCACAUGAGAGCAGCUACUCGGUUGAUGAAAGCUGUGAGACAGGUGUACGGUGAAGAGUUCGGUGUAGUCAGUGGUCAGGAGAAGAAGUUGUUUGAUGACGGCAAGAAAGAUGGCAAACGAGGUCGUAAAGUGAGCGAGCAGACAAGCACUAACGCAUCGCCUGUACGACGUAAGGACAGCAUCUCCAAAAAGGAUCGAAUCGACAGAAAUGUAGAUGGCCCAAAAGAUUCUAAUAAAGACAUGAAUGAGGGAGAAAAUGAAAAGAUCCAAGAACAGACUAACUCAAAGAAAAAACAAGAAAAUGAAGAAAAGAAGGACUACCCUCACAUUUUGAAAUACAUUAAAACACAGGUGAGGGACGUGUUCCACUCAAUGCUAGGAGUGUUGGUGAAAGGCGCUGUUGUCAUGACAGAGGAUCAGUUUGUUGACAUGUUGUCAGUAUCUUGGGAGCUGCUGCUGCAAACCAACCAAGAGGUUGCAGCAAGCGCUGCGGCCCUGUUUAUCCUAGCAGCUGUGCGAUCUCCUGGUCAUGCCUCUCAACUCAUGCAACACGCUCUACACAACCAAGACCCAGCUGUGCGGAUAAACGCUAUCCUCAGGUUCCAAGUUCUGUGGAAGCUGAGGUACCAAGUGUGGCCCAGGAUGGAGGAUGGAGCUCAUGUUACGUUCAAGGUCCCCCCGCCAGGGAUAGAGUUCACCCUCCCUUCCCCCAAGAUCGGUAUCGAGUCUCUCCCCGUGGUCGACCCUCCGUGGAUGCCUCAGGUCAAAACUAAAGUUGAAGAAGUCACUUUGAACCAAGAGAGCCAUCGAUCACUGGUCACAGCGACGAAAACACGUAAAAAACAACAAACGGAAUUGAUAAAAAUGGCUUUGCAAGCAAGAGAAGACAAACGGAGAUCGGAAAGAGAGAAUUUUCUGGUGACGACAAUACCGAUUACAGUACAAGCUGCUUAUGAGCCGAGCCUACACCACGCGGUGGGCGAUGAUCAUGAUGAGGGUGGGGAUGAAGAGCAAGGCGAGACUCAGCAACGGAACACGAGUCAUCUGAUACACUCGGCUCACUCGCUGUUCCCCUCGUGCUUGUGUUCGGCUGUGAUACAGAUCAUCAACCUGCUGGAUGAUGCAGCGGUGUCUCCGGACGGCAACGCUGUCUAUGAGAUAGCCUACCAGGUUAUCUGGAACUGUCUGGUGGAAGACAGUGCGUUGUUCCUCAGAUACAUACUGGAGAGACUAACCAGAGAGAAGCAAGAGUUGAUGUUCAAGAUUCUCCGUCACUUGAUUCGCUUCGUGCCACGGCUGCCGCAGCAAGCAGCGUUCACACUGUACAACUACAUCAUCGGCUACGUCAUGUUUUACGUUCGCUCUCCGCACGAAGAGGGACAGAAACUGAUUGGGGCUGCACUCUCUGUGCUGUGGAUGGUGGUGCAUAGUGUACAUGGUAUCAUGUUCAAAGACCUCAAACAGAUUCUGCGUAAGGAACAGUGUGAUGCCUCCAUCCUCCUCACUGCCAACGUACCUUCCACCAAGAAGAUCAUCGUUCACGGACCUCAAGAGCAAGAUGCCGGUGGAAUCCCUUCCCAAUUCCCGGUACAGGAAGACACUCAGUUCUGCCAGAUCCUGAGGGAAUCUCUGGACUUCUUUGGAAUAGACGAAGCUCGUCACAAAGAGUUCUUCUUGGUUGAUCACAAAACUCAUCAGAUCCACAAUCCCACGUCCUAUGUGAGAGACUUCUACUUCUUCAAGCGCUCGCAAUAUCCACAACUGAAACUGGUGCAUAUGAAGGCGGACGAGGCCUUCAAUGCGUUGCAACGACAGGAACUCAUGCAUAAGUUUGUGGAGAUUGGAAAAGUCCUUCUCACUUGGGCCAUCCUCAAGAAUGUCGACAUGGUUGUUCAACGUGUUGUUUUUCUGCAUGAAGAACUGAUGAAGUUACCUUCAUUCCCAAGAAAAGCCCUUGAAGCAGACUUAGACCUGUACAAAGGAGGGGAAAUGGGAAAGGAGCUGCUAGGUCUGGAUGUGCUGCACAAGUUCAUGUGGGUUCGCCUGAUUGCUCGCAUGUUUGAGGCGAUGGCCGGUAACUUUGCCUACUCCGGUGACAUCCACUUGUUUCUUAAUGUCCUCAACGGAGCCGUGAUCCUGCACAGUGAAGACGCGUGUAUCCUGCGCUAUGUCAUGGCUACGUACAUCAACGCAGCUCACAACUUCAAGAACAUCUUCUCCACUAACGGAUAUUUCCUGAUCAUCCCCACACUACUGCAGCUGUACGCUAGUCAUCAGACCAACAAGCUGGUCACCCGCACAGUUGAGUAUGUGGUGAAGCAGUUCUACCUCAUGAACAGGAAACCUUUCAUACUGCAGAUGUUUGGCAGCGUCUCGGCGAUCCUCGACAUCGACGAUUCCGCUCAGUUUGGUGACGCUCACAAGGUGCCGUCUUCGUGUCUGUUCAGCCUAUUGCUCAGUCUUGAGACGCCCUCUCCUGACCCGCUCAACAUCGGAGAGUUAGUCAAAGAAGAGAAGCCUCUACAGGCCAUUGACUUCUGCUAUCACGAUGAGAGUGAGAUGGUCACGGUGCUGGACUGUAUCUCUUUGUGUGUUAUGGUGGUGGCGUACGCGGCUGACUCGCUGCGGGCUCAACAGAUGCUGACGAUUCUGGAGGCAGUUCUCCCGUGUUAUCUUCAGCAGAUUCGGUUACCUAGCUAUAGAAAGCUGCAAGAAGGCAAGACCGAGCGAGAAAUCAUCAGUCAAUUGGCAAUCGCUAUAAAAACUCUUGUCAACAACUGCGAGGGUUUGGCCAAGAACUACAAUGGACCAAACCCUUCAAGCCCAGAGCACAAGGGUUCGAGUCAGAAGAAUUACAGCCGAGCGCCGUACUCCCCCGGGUUUGAGUUUGAGGAGGAUUCUCAUUCCAAGUACCUCAGUGACCGGAGUAGGACCAAGAUGUAUCACGAGAGAGAUAUGGAAGACUCUGAGGUUUUGCGUAAUGACUUCCGAAGACCUCGCGACGUCUUGCUUUCUCUUGUCGCAGAUUUUGUGACAACCUGCACGACAAGACUAGUCGAACUCAAUAAGAAGUUCCCUCAAGACGGCAAAGUGGUCGAGCUGUUGGAUCUCAGAUCCCACAUUAGGCUGGCAGACAUUGCCCACACACUGUUGAAGGUUUCACCGUACGACCCUGACACGAUGUCAGGUAAAGGGUUACAACAUUACAUCACCCAGUUGCUGCCGUCCACGGACUGGUCCAACGAGGCGCUGCGACCCGCUCUCAUCCUCAUACUACGCCGCAUAGACAAGACGUUCAGCAAGAUAUACAAGAAACCCGGCAUUAGGCGCCACACUGACUGGGAAGCAGCCAGUGGAUUGCUACGAGGGGUCUACGAGACUCUAUCUAGACAUCCGUACAUUGUACACAUGCAGAACUUGAAACAGCUGGUGUCUACUUGCCAGUCUCUGAUCCUUGGUGAGAACAGCGGCAUGGUAGGCGAGAGUCAGUCGUCUGCCACCAACGCACUGAUGAGCCAAGUACCUCCUCCGCACUUCUGUUCCAUGGUAGUGAGACUCAUCGCUCUGCAGAUAUUGGCUGUUGGGGAGACGUACACACUAGAGCAGGUCUGUGGAGGCAGUUCGGUGUUUCCCAGUCAGGACAAGACGGAGAGUAUGUUGAUGAACUUGCUGCUUCCUCUGUGUCUCAGAGUCGGCAGUGGUCGGAAAGAUGUACAUUGUAUGAGACACACAGACAUCAGCUACACUCUGACUGUUAUACUGCACGCCAUGUGUCCUCCCACCUCCAAGAGCGCAGCACUUACAUCGCAGAACCUUAAGUCAUCCUCAGACACUCGCACUGGGUCCUUCACGUUCCUCGGAAGAGAGACCAAAGUCAGCCCCACAGUGUCUCGGAGCGUCUACCAGGUUGCAUUCUUAGGUCUGAAGAUCAUGCUGGUGUGUUUUGAGAACGACCUGGUGAAGGAUUGGCCACGCAUCGCUCGGACAGUGCGAGACAUGAGUAAAGUACACGAGGCGAGGCAGCUCUACUGGAACUUCAUAGACUUUGUUGUCUCCCAGCGGUCGCCUGUGUUUGUGCUGUUGUUGCCUUUCAUCAACCAGAAGCUGAACCAGCCUCCAUUGUCAGAGUACGACAGACAGAUGCAAUUCAUCGUGAGAGAGAAGAUGUCUGGGCUGAGCCUGGUCGCUCCCAAGUGUCGUGGAGCUCUGCUGGUGGAACUAAUGCACGAGAUGAAGCAACUCAAGGAGGAGCUGGACGAUCGCAAGUAUGAUGAACAGACCAAUCUGAAGAAGGAGGUGCAGCACGCAUCUUGUGAGAAGAUCGCCACACACCAACGUCACCAUCGGCCUUCUCUGAUAGACUUGUUGACGGGAGGAAACCAAAGUGGCAACGUCACUCCGGGUCACAGAGAGUCCAUAUCCAGUGCUCCGGGCAGUGAUCCAACUGUAGCUUUGUUGAUGUCCAAGUAUGCUUCCUCGGCUCAGCCCACCUCUGAAGUGCUGAGUCCGGGUGAGGAGAGUGCUAGUGACCUCGGAGGGAGUAAAGGGAAACCGAGGCUGCAACGGUCCAAGGCUCAGAGUCGCAAGACGUUUCGUUUCAGGAAAAGUAGAGUGGAGCGGGAAUUCCACGGCAUCGGACACAGUCGUACACAGCCGUCCACUCCGACCUCGACAAAACCAGAGUUUGGCACUCCGACCAGAGCUGAGCCCCCUCCUCCCCUUAAAACUGUCCCCACUCCUGUACAGAGCCCCCCGCCAACCAGCCCUCCACCUACCAGUCCCCCGUCACAGUCUGCUCAGCUGACAAACCCCAGAGCGGGGCUCAAGACUGACAUCUCUUAUGAGGAUGAUAGUGCUCUAUCUCAGACAUCCAGCACCUCGGGCUACAGAGAAAACUGCAGUUUGCUGAUGAUGCCGCUGGAGUCGCCUCCGCUAGCUUCCACCAGUAGCAGCACCAUUGUUCCUCCCUCGCCCUCGUCCACACCUGACCCUAUCCAUCCCAUCCACCCCUACGAUCCACAGGAUGAGGACACACUCAUUUAAUGUGGAUGUCCAGCAAAUUGAAACAUGACUGAAAUCAGCAUAAAUAUUACCAUUGACUAUUGGAUACUGAAGUAGACCUCCCUCC
Messenger RNA from Macrosteles quadrilineatus (aster leafhopper), 10137 nucleotides. RefSeq names its product protein unc-80 homolog (gene unc80). Gene Ontology annotation, molecular function: monoatomic cation channel activity. Lineage: Eukaryota; Metazoa; Arthropoda; Insecta; Hemiptera; Cicadellidae. The transcript is spliced from 66 exons. Gene Ontology annotation, biological process: monoatomic cation homeostasis. The coding region runs from base 3 to 10052 and encodes 3349 amino acids. The record is from RefSeq and is a predicted model, not a curated record. Gene Ontology annotation, cellular component: cation channel complex; axon.